GUCUCACCGCCUUUUUCUGAUUUUCUGCUUCACUUUCAUCUUGCUAACAUUUGCUUUGCCUCCACUUGUCAUCUCCCCUACAACUUGCACCGGUCCCUCCGUUUCUGGUCUUUGUUCUUGGCUUGCUGGCUGGCCAGUUUGUAACUCCCACGCUUGCCCUGCGGCUUCUUUUCAGUUGCCACUUUUUCCACCCGCAGAUAGUGUUACUUUGUUACCGUUCGUUAGUGCACUCCGGGCCUCUUCCCCGCACUCACCCACCGCCCCCCUGCCAAGAACAAAUCUUUGCUUUUGUGGUACUUCGUCCUGGAGUGUCACCUGGAGCUCCAGCCUCCUGACUCUGAAGUUUGAUCCUAAAAAAAAAAAAAGUUACUGUAGUUGGUGAACUGCCUUCAGAGUUUUUGAUAGGAGGAACAGAAAGGGCCUGUCAAUUUCUGCAGCAGCGUUGAAAUAACUUUGAAAUAACUGUUUCGUAGGACAAGACCUCUUAACAUAUUAGUUCCUGUGCCCCGAGGAUAUUCUGGCUAAACUUCAAGUCACCCUUGAACUGGCUCAUCUUGGUGGAUGCCAGGCCCCCUUCCCCCCCCAUCCGCCUGCCCACUGGGCUUAAAGUUUGCCUCUGUGUUCACCAGGAGUGUUCUGCCCCCUACCUAGGGGGUUCUUUCAAACAAGACAGAAGGAACGCUUGGAACUUUACAUUUACUGCUGUGGUUUUGUCUGUUUUAAAUUGGGACCAAACCAUUAUAUAAAAGAUGGCAGUUAUUUUUAAAAAGCUUUGGCUACAGAGACCACAGUCUUAGGAAUCUUAAUUUUUUUCAUGUAUUAGGAAUCUGCGUGCCUGAGAGGCUUCCCUCCUGGCGGCCUGUGUGUCUUGUCAGGCGCUGUCACAGUAUACCCCUUGUAGAUGGAGGCCCCUCAAGCCUCCUGCUCACGCGCCUGUUCCCACAAGGUCGGUGAAGACUUCACAGUUGAGUGACCGGAAGAUGCCUCCUCUAGCUUCUGGUUGUAACAUUACCACCACUUUUAUUAUCCGUGUGGACACUGCACAUUGAGGUUUUCUAGAAAUGAGUUCUCAGAGUAUAGGAAGUCCAUGUUUUUGCUUGUUGAAGGUGAAGUUUCCUUGGAGUCUGUUGACAUGGUUGAGUCAGCGCUGCCCAGGUGAGUUCCAGGCGGCGGACAGUCUCCGCAGUGUUGUCAGAGCCCUUGCUGGCACAGUUCUGCAGCGUGGCCUCCGACCACGGUCGCUUCCAGCGUCUUGGGUGGUGUUUUUAUUGCAACACAUUCGGUAAACAUUUCUUGAAACUAACUGAAAAAAUUGGAUUAACUUUUUCUCUGAGGAAUUUCGGUAGCUAUAUUACAACUUUCUUCAUCUUUCAGAAAGAAAAGCAUUUUCAACUGUCUUUGUGGACACUUUUCUUGGACAUUCCAAGUGAAAAAAAUAAAAUGAAGCAUUUUAGUCAUUAGCAAGUUUCGAGGAGCCAUCUAUUAUUUCCAAGUAGUUCAUCUUUUCUGUGUCAUUAAAAACAAUAAUUAUCAAGAAUGCCUGCAAAUUGCACCGUGCUUUCCUUUGGCAAGUGUGUGCCUUGUGUGUUGUGCAGUCUCCCCUCUCUCCUCCCUCCCUGUUGCAUGCUGGCAACUAACUGUCUUUUCCGCUUUUGAGGUAGUGAAGAGAGCUUAUCGGAGGACGCCCCCUCAGGAUGAGUAGGAAACCUCCAACCCGUCCUGGAAUCACUUUUGAGAUUGGUGCUCGUUUGGAGGCCCUGGACUACUUACAGAAAUGGUAUCCAUCACGAAUUGAAAAAAUUGACUAUGAGGAAGGCAAGAUGUUGGUCCAUUUUGAGCGCUGGAGUCAUCGUUACGAUGAGUGGAUUUACUGGGACAGCAACAGACUGCGGCCCCUGGAGAGACCUGCACUGAGGAAGGAAGGGCUCAAAGAUGAGGAAGAGUUCUUCGAUUUUAAAGCUGGAGAAGAAGUGUUGGCUCGUUGGACAGACUGUCGAUAUUAUCCUGCCAAGAUUGAAGCAAUUAACAAAGAAGGAACAUUCACAGUUCAGUUUUAUGAUGGAGUAAUUCGUUGUUUAAAAAGAAUGCACAUUAAAGCCAUGCCUGAGGAUGCCAAAGGGCAGGUGAAAUCCCAGCAUCCACUAAGCUGGUGUUGUCCUAUCGACCCAGCUGGAUCGUGGAACCAGUCUAUGGGAAGUGAGGACUGGAUAGCUUUAGUCAAAGCAGCUGCUGCAGCCGCAGCCAAGAAUAAACCAGGGGGUAAACCUCGAACCAGCGCUAACAGCAAUAAAGAUAAAGAGAAAGAUGAGAGAAAAUGGUUUAAAGUACCUUCAAAGAGAGAGGAAGCAUCUGCUUGUAUAGCCACACCGGAAGUUGAGAAGAAGGAAGAGUUGCCUGCGUCUAAUGAGACAUUUGGCCUUCAUGUAGAGAACGUUCCAAAGAUGAUCUUUCCGCAGCCAGAGAGCAUGUUAUCAAACAAGAGGAAAAAUAAUCAAGGCAACUCAUUUCAGGCAAAGAGAGCACGACUGAACAAGAUUACUGGUUUGUUGGCAUCCAAAGCUGUUGGGGUGGAUGGUGCUGAAAAAAAGGAAGACUACAGUGAAACAGCUCCAAUGCUGGAGCAGGCGAUUUCACCUAAACCUCAAAGUCAGAAAAAAAAUGAAGCUGACAUUAGCAGUUCUGCCAACACUCAGAAACCUGCACUGUUAUCCUCAACUUUGUCUUCAGGGAAGGCUCGCAGCAAGAAAUGCAAACAUGCAUCUGGAGAUUCUUCUGGGUGUACAAAAGCCCCUAAAUCACCACUGUCCCCAGAAUUAAUACAAAUCGAGGAUUUGACGCUUGUAUCUCAGCUUUCUUCUUCAGUGAUAAAUAAAACUAGUCCUCCACAGCCUGUGAACCCCCCUAGACCUUUCAAGCAUAGCGAGCGGAGAAGAAGAUCUCAGCGUUUAGCCACCUUGCCCAUGCCUGAUGAGUCUGUAGAAAAGCUCUCUUCUCCCUCUCCAGCCCCUGAUGGGAAAGUGUUCUCUGUCAGUUCUCAGAACCAGCAGGAAUCUUCAGUACCACAGGUGCCUGAUGGUUCACAUUUGCCACUUGAGAAACUGGGAUCCUGUCUUCCUCUUGAUCUGAGUCGUAGUUGCGAAGUUUCGGCAACACUCGCCCCAGAUUCCUCUUACCGUAAGGAGGGUCCCAAAGCAGAAAAGGAGGAUGCCCAGAUGCUUACCAAUCCUUCCAAAGCAGGCGGUGAUGGAAGAGGAAUGCCAGCAGCAGGAAUAUCGAAAACAGAAAAAAAAGUGAAAUUGGAAGAAAAAAGCUCCGCUGCAUUUGGGAAGAAAAAAGAAAAGGAGAAAGAAAGAAAGGAGAAGAGGGAGAAAGACCACUAUAAACCAAAGCAAAAGAAGAAGAAAAAAAAGAAAAAGAAAUCUAAGCAGCACGACUACUCAGACUAUGAAGAUAGCUCGCUGGAAUUUUUGGAAAGGUGCUCUUCUCCACUCACUCGAUCUGGGAAUUCUCUGGCUCCACGCAGCGUGUUCAUGGAGAAAACUACAACCUAUCAGUACCCACGGGCCAUUCUGUCUGUGGAUCUUAGUGGUGAAAACUUAUCCGACGUGGAAUUCCUGGAUGAUUCUUCCACGGAGAGUUUACUUCUGAGUGGAGAUGAGUACAAUCAGGACUUGGAUUCAACCAACUUUGAGGAAUCUCAGGAUGAAGAUGAUGCUCUUAAUGAAAUUGUGCGGUGCAUUUGUGAAAUGGAUGAGGAAAACGGCUUCAUGAUUCAGUGUGAAGAGUGCCUGUGCUGGCAGCACAGCGUGUGCAUGGGGCUGCUGGAGGAGAGCAUUCCGGAGCAGUACAGCUGUUACAUCUGCCGAGACCCUCCGGGUCAGAGGUGGAGUGCAAAAUAUCGCUAUGAUAAGGAUUGGUUGAAUAAUGGGAGAAUGUGUGGGCUGUCAUUUCUGAAAGAAAAUUACUCUCAUCUCAAUGCUAAGAAGAUCGUAUCCACACACCAUCUGCUCGCUGACGUCUAUGGUGUUACGGAAGUGCUGCAUGGGUUGCAGCUCAAGAUUGGCAUUCUAAAGAACAAGCAUCAUCCUGACCUUCAGCUCUGGGCGUGUUCCGGGAAGCACAAAGACCAAGAUGAAGCCCUGGCAGAGAAAAAGGGAGCAGCGCGAGACGUGGUGACUCCAGAAGAGAAGAAACCUGUUGAGAACCACAGAGAACCUGCUCGCCUGCCCCUAAAGAUCGAGGGGACUUACAUUACAAGUGAGCACAGCUACCAAAAGCCACAGAGUUUUGGCCAGGACUGCAGAGCUCACGUAGACCCUGGGAGCUCAGAUGAUGAUGAUGUUAGUAGUUUUGACGAGGAGCAAGAUUUCCACAUGGGAGAGAAAAACCGUAUAAAAUUCUCAGCGAAAGUGCAUAGAUUGUCUGAAAAGAAUCCAGCUGAAGGGAAUAUGGUAUUUGUUUAUAACGAUAAAAAGGGCACUGAAGACCCACGCGCCUCCCACCUUCAGUGGCAGCUCAACCUCCUGACACACAUAGAAAACGUGCAGAAUGAAGUCACCAGUAGGAUGGACCUAAUAGAAAGAGAAGUUGAUGUUCUGGAAAGCUGGCUUGAUUUCACAGGGGAAUUGGAGCCACCAGAUCCUCUGGCAAGACUACCCCAACUUAAGCGCCACAUAAAACAGCUCCUAAUUGACAUGGGAAAAGUACAGCGAAUAGCAACCCUCUGCUCUGUGUGACAGUGGUGGAUACUAAUGAGAAGAUAUGGGUCCCUUUAGGUGAGCCUCUCUUACUGUCCACGUGAGGAAGUGGACAAUUAAAAAGCUUAGUGAUGUUUGGUGAUUUACUGCCUUGUGACAUCCUUGAUGGCACCUUGGAAAAACAAAGCGAAGUGCAACUUUCUCAAGGAAGCUUCUGUCAGAACACCCUGAGCAGACUGCAGGUGGCGAUGCGUCUCAAGGAGAGUGUCAUCUAUGCUGGGGAAUUAAUCAGAUUGGCAGGAUUUUUGAGUAUUUUACGUGAAGCUCAAGAUACCCAUAGAAAGAAGUAUGGUAUACUUAUAUGGAUUUAAGUAGGAGUCAUGCUUAUAAGCCAGCAUUUGGCCAAAAACACAGUUGUAAAGGAAAUUGAAAUUCUGGAGAGUUCCACAAGGUUGUUCUAAGAACUGUCUUCUCAGCAGUGGAUCCAGCUGUGCGGAAGUUUGAGCUGUUAAGCUUCUAGAGGAUCAUGAGCUAGUUCUUGGAUGAUGAAUGUCCUUAAUCAGAAAACUGACAGAAGAAGUCUCACUUCUGGAGAAAAAAUUAUGACGCUCUUACUUCAGUAUGAACGUAUUUGAAAAACACCAAAUAAUUGGAAUUUAUUGCAGGCAUUAAUCUCUCUAGAAAUAAACUGCCUUGCAAUGGGUCUGAUGUGCCAAAUGUUAACGAACCUGCUAGGAAGAGGAUUGUAAACAUUGAGGGUUCUCUCACCCCCCGUUUUCUGCAACAUCAUCAGCCCGUGUAAGACCAACACAUAUUGCUACUAGAAGAUAGCUGGAUGACAGUAUUCAGGAUGCAACAUACAGUUUAACCCUGAAUAUGCUUGGUAUUUGCCUUCAUAAAAAAGAAAAAAACAAAAACUUGUAAAUAACCUCAGCUGGGAUGAGGAGUGACAGGAAUAUCAGAGUCGUGUGCGGCCGUGGACUUUGAACUGCUACUAGCAGAAUACUGGAAAAGCUGCAUUUCUGAAGAUGAAUUUUAUUUUUAAAAAAUACAUGCACACUCAAAACUUUUAGCUUUGAUUACACAUGGACAACUUUCUGAAACCAAAGGCAACGAAGUUGCUGUCUUAGCUCUUGUUGGACUUUGAGCCGAGGUCCUACUGUUUGCCCAGCCCCCAUGAGUUUGUGCGCCCCAGGGCUCCCUCCGCAGACGUGCGAAGUGUAUGUGCUUGUUAUAAACAGACACAUAACGUACAGAUGUACAUAGCGACACAUAUUUAUAUUACACAUAUCUAGUUUUAUUACUAUAGACUAUAUGAAUUGGUGGUUAACAUGAAAUGUUACCUUUUAACAGACUUUUUAAAAUUUAAAAAUGUAUGUACAGGUUUUGAAUUUUUUUAAGGGGGGAAAAAGGACUGGUAUGAGGAGGCUACUUGGUGACUUAUAACACUUGAAUAUUUUACGCCUCGUUCUGUUUAUCAGUUCUAGCAAUCUGUAUAAAUGCAUUUUAGAACUGAUAGACAGUAAACUUGAAUUUAUCUUUGAUAAGAAUACAUGCCACUGUACAUUCAGAUAUUAUUUAAAUUUGCAAACACACUGUUCUAUAUGUAAGGUACUGUAUGUAAAACUCUUUAUUAAAACUGUUCCACAUAACCUAAAAUUUCAGCUUGCCUUUUUGCAGCCUUAUAUUUUGAUGUAAAGAUUAAAAGAAUGUGCAAAACA
Messenger RNA from Ochotona curzoniae (black-lipped pika), 6418 nucleotides. It is a transcript of the gene PHF20L1, whose product is annotated as PHD finger protein 20 like 1. The record is from RefSeq and is a predicted model, not a curated record. Bases 1695 to 4736 code for a protein of 1013 amino acids. The transcript is spliced from 20 exons. NCBI's taxonomy places the organism in Eukaryota, Metazoa, Chordata, Mammalia, Lagomorpha, Ochotonidae. Gene Ontology annotation, biological process: regulation of transcription by RNA polymerase II. Gene Ontology annotation, cellular component: NSL complex; nucleus.